Arabidopsis arenosa is the source of this 917-nucleotide messenger RNA. The record is from the annotation of a GenBank genome assembly. Lineage: Eukaryota; Viridiplantae; Streptophyta; Magnoliopsida; Brassicales; Brassicaceae.
CCAUCCACUCUACUCAACAUGGACUCCUCUAAACUCUCAUCUCUCUCUCUUUGCCUCUUCCUCAUUUGCAUUAUCUAUUUUCCCCAACAUUCCCUCUCAUGCGGCUCAUGUAACCCCAGGAAGGGUGGAAAGCCCUCCCCUAAACCCCCGGUACACAUUCCCAAACUACCGGUUCCUCCGGUGACCGUCCCUAAGCUACCAGUUCCUCCGGUGACCGUCCCUAAGCUACCAGUUCCUCCGGUGACCGUCCCUAAGCUCCCGGUUCCUCCGGUGACAGUCCCUAAGCUACCCGUUCCUCCGGUGACCGUCCCUAAGCUACCAGUUCCUCCAGUGACUGUACCAAAGCUACCAGUUCCUCCAGUGACCGUUCCCAAGCUACCCGUUCCUCCGGUCACCGUCCCAGAGCUACCCGUUCCCCCGGUAACUGUCCCUAAGCUACCCGUUCCUCCGGUGACCGUCCCUAAGCUACCCGUUCCUCCAGUGGUAGGUCCCAACCUGCCAUUGCCACCUUUGCCAAUUGUGGAUCCUAUUCUACCACCGGGAACAAACCCACCAGCCACAGGAGGGAAGGAUUGUCCUCCACCAGCAGGGAGCGUAAAGCCACCAUCAGGGGGCGGGAAGGCGACAUGUCCCAUAGACACGCUGAAGUUGGGUGCGUGCGUGGACUUGUUGGGUGGUCUAGUAAAGAUAGGGCUUGGGGAUCCAGCAGUUAACAAAUGUUGUCCGUUACUUAAAGGCCUCGUUGAAGUCGAAGCCGCGGCUUGUCUUUGCACUACCCUCAAGCUUAAAGCUCUUGACCUCAAUCUUUACGUCCCUGUUGCUCUUCAGCUUCUCCUUACCUGUGGCAAAAAUCCACCUCCGGGCUACACUUGUUCCAUAUGAUAAACUCACUCCAUUUAUAAAGGGUAUGCUAUUUU